This is a messenger RNA of Panonychus citri (citrus red mite), 4999 nucleotides long. RefSeq names its product ATP-binding cassette sub-family C member 3-like. Gene Ontology annotation, biological process: transmembrane transport. The record is from RefSeq and is a predicted model, not a curated record. The transcript has 10 exons. Lineage: Eukaryota; Metazoa; Arthropoda; Arachnida; Trombidiformes; Tetranychidae. Bases 235 to 4908 code for a protein of 1557 amino acids. Gene Ontology annotation, molecular function: ABC-type transporter activity; ATP binding; ATP hydrolysis activity. Gene Ontology annotation, cellular component: membrane.
AAUCAUGAUUAAAAUCUUAGGUCUAAUUUAGUUAAUAUGAAGAAAUUAUCUUCAACUAUUGAUAUGAAAGUUAAUUAUAAUCAUAAUCAUCACCAACGCCUUUUAUAGUCAGUAACUUGUUGACAGUUAAUUGCAGUUGAGUGAAGGCUCUUGACAAUUUAAUACCAUUAAAUGUUUUAGUUAAUUUUGUUUCAAUUUGAGUAAAUCUUUUCAAGAGUGACCAUCAGCCUAAUCAUGUCCAUUAUAGUUGACUAUCUCGAUGAAUAUUGUGGUCAACCAUUUUGGGAUGAAAACCUGACUUGGAAUACAACCAAACCGAUCUUGACCCCUUGUUUCUUGUCCACUGCUCUCACUUGGCCACCAUGUAUAUUCAUUUGGAUCUGUGGUUUAAUCUCAUUCUGUUUCUAUUCCCGUUUAUCAACGGUCAAGACUCCAUGGACCUGGUUAAUUGUUACAAAAAUGCUUCUAAUUUGCAUUCUAAUUGCCACUAAUCUUGCGGAGAUGAUCCAUCAAUUGAAUUCAAUGGAAAAUGGACUUGAUUUAUAUUAUCAAACACCGUUGAUCAAAGCGAUAACUUUUUUUUUUGCUCUCAUUCUGCAAACCACUUACUUCCGUAAGGGUGUUCGUACCUCGGGGAUACUUUUCGUCUUCUGGUCAUUGAUGACAUUUCAAGUAGUUCUAAGUUGCUGGACUACGAUUGUCACUCUACAGAAUCCUGAGGAUAAAUAUUGGACAAUCAGUAAAAUGACUUUAAUUUGCCAAUCGAUUGAAACUCUGACAAUUAUUUCCUAUUUGAUUGCUAUUUGUUUCGCUGACAAACAGAGGGGAAAAUACAAUGAAGAUCCAAAGAAAAUUUGCCCGUUCACUGAGUCGUCGUUUUUUUCGCAAAUGUUUUUCUCUUGGUACGAUUCUAUGGCCUAUCUUGGUUAUAAAAAGUCAUUAACACUGGACGAUAUGUGGAAUCUACCAAAGGUUAACAGAUCAAGAGAAAUUUUCGCAAAAUUCCGACACAAUCUAAAUUCAUCUAAGAAUUGCAUUCAGACAUCAGAAUCACCUCAGAAAAACAAUACAAAUGAUUCUUUGGCACUUCAACCAUUGAAGAAAGUUCAAUCAGCACCUAAGUCAGAUUAUUCUGUCUUAUAUAAUCCAAAAUUUGACAUUCUAACGACAUUGAUAGGAGGAUUCUGGUUCCAUUUAGUUGCCUGUUCGGUGCUAAAGUUAAUCUCCUCAUUCCUAACCUUUGCUAAUCCAUCACUUCUCGAUCAACUAUUGACCUUUGUUAAAAGUUCUGACCCUGCAUGGCAAGGUUAUCUUAUUGCUGUGGCGAUGUUUGCUUUCUCACUUUUACAGUCACUGAUUGAUGGUCAGUAUGAAUUUUGGAUUAGUAAUUUAGGCUUGAGAAUGAAAUCAGCGAUGGUCAGCACAAUCUAUCAAAAGAGUUUAAAGUUGUCAAGUCAAGGUCGAAAAGCAUUUACAACUGGGGAGAUUGUCAACUUGAUGGGUGUCGACACCAACAGAGUUUUCAUGUUCAUCAAUCAAUACAAUUUUAUGCUCUCAUUUCCCGUUCAAUUGGGAAUGUCACUGAAACUCUUGUGGAAUCAGUUGGGAGUUUCAUCGGUUGGUGGAUUGAUAUUUAUGCUUCUGUUGAUUCCUUUCAAUGCCUGGUCAGCGAUGAAGAUGAAAAACAUUCAGCAGAAUGUGAUGAAACAGAAAGAUAGACGAACUAAAACUAUGAACGAAAUUCUGAGCGGAAUGAAAGUUCUGAAACUCUACGCAUGGGAAUUGGCAUUUGGUGACUUCAUCAAGGAGGCUCGAGCAGCCGAGAUCAAGGCUCUCAAAACUCAGGCCAUUUUCGGAGCUUGUACAAGUUUCCUUUUCUUUUCUGCGCCUUUUUUUGUUGCACUGAUCAGUUUCGCGACUUUUGUACUAACUGAUCCAUCCCACGUUCUAGAUGCUAACAAGGCUUUCGUUUCGUUGACAUUGUUCAAUAUACUCAGUCAAUCAUUGACCAUGUUACCUCGAGUUAUAACAACUGGUGCUAAUUGUUGGGUCUCAAUUAAACGUAUCAAUAAGUAUCUUCAAGGAGAAGAGAUUGAUUUAUCUCAAGUAAAUCAUGACGGUGAUACCAAUUUUCCUGUUUCACUUAGCUCUGCAUCUUUUACCUGGUCAGCUACUGAUAGUCCAGUUUUACGAGAUAUCGAUUGUUCAAUACCAAAAGGAUCUUUAGUCGCCAUUGUUGGUCCAAUCGGAAGUGGAAAAUCAUCUUUACUUUCUGCUCUUCUUGGAGAUUUAUUCAAAAUAUCCGGAGAAGUUAAUCUAACGGGUUCUUUGGCUUAUGUACCUCAAACAGCGUGGAUUCAAAAUGAGACACUCAAAAGAAACAUUAUCUUCGGUCAGCCAUUGAAUCAAAGUAAAUACGAUAAAGUAAUUGAAGCUUGUGCAUUGACACCAGAUCUUAAGAUUUUGCCUGGAGGUGAUAGUACCGAGAUCGGUGAAAGAGGAAUCAAUUUAUCUGGUGGACAAAAGCAAAGAGUUAGUUUGGCUCGUAGUGUUUACGCUGAUUCUGACAUCUAUUUGAUGGACGAUCCUUUAAGUGCUGUCGAUGCUCAUGUAGCCAAACAUUUGUUCACUCAUGUCAUCGGCCCAAAGGGAAUCUUAAAGGAUAAAACUAGAAUAUUGGUAACACAUCGAUUGACAUUCUUACCUCAAGUUGAUGAGAUCAUUGUUCUUAAAGAUGGAGGUAUUCAAGAGAAAGGAACAUAUUCAGAGCUUAUUUCGAAAAAAGGAGAAUUCGCCGAUUUCGUUGUUCAAUAUCUGACAGAAAGUGAGCUUGAUGGUGAAGAAGAGGUUGAUGAUGAAGAUCAACAAGUAUUGGAGAAGAUUAAAGAAUCAGUCAAACCAGAACUUGAGAAGCGUUUAUCUCAAGCGAUAUCCGAAUCUAGUGAAGGUGAUGGAUCUAAACCAGGACGAAGACGAACAUUAACUUCCAGUCUAAGCAAACGAUCAAUUAUAUCUAAUGGUUUCGAUAAAUCAGACGAAAAUAAGGAUAAAAAGAGUAAAAAAGAUCUUGUUGUUCAGGGCAAAGAAAUUCCUCCAGGCGGUGGAAUUGAUCGAUCGAAGCUGAUUGUAAGAGAAAAAGCGGCCGUUGGGUCGGUAAAAGGAAGCGUUUACAUAGAUUAUCUCAGAGCUGUUGGUUUCGGCAUGUGCGGCAUAAUAGUCGCGUGUUUCGGCCUCUCCCAACUAUUAACUGUUAGUCGUAAUCUUUGGUUAACUGCUUGGGCCGACGAUUCUCUCGAUUCCGCUAAUCUCAAUGAUACUCAUCUUCGUAAUUUACGUUUAGGCAUUUACGCGGGAAUCGGGGGUUUGGAGACAAUAUUCACAAUGGCCAACAGUUUACUCUUAAAUGUUGCCGUUCUAACGGGAUCCAAAUUGAUUCACGAUCGUAUGCUUGAUAGGAUCAUUCGAGCUCCAAUGUCCUUUUAUGAUACAACACCUUUAGGCCGAAUCUUGAAUCGUUUCUCUGGUGAUAUUGAUACUUGUGAUUCAACGAUUGGUUUCAAUUUACGAAUGUUAAUUUCUCUCGCUUUUCGAGGAACCGUUUCAAUUGUGGUCAUUUGUCUUGAAACACCUUAUUUUCUUGUGGUCAUUAUUGUCAUGACGGGAAUCUACUCACUUAUUCAAAUGUUUUAUAUCGCCAGUUCUCGGCAACUUCGUCGAAUCGAAUCUUCAUCUCGAUCACCUGUUUUCUCUCAUUUCUCUGAAACAAUUACUGGAUCAUCGACAAUUCGUGCUUAUAAUGCCGAGCAAAGAUUUUUUGAUGAUUGUUUCAAUCGUGUCGAUAAAAAUCAAUCUUGUUCAUUUGCAAAUAUGGCCGCUGGUCGUUGGUUGUCCAUUCGACUUCAAUUCUUAGGUAAUUUGAUCGUUUUUACAUCGGCUGUUUUUGCCGUCUCUUCGAGAUCUCGACUUAGUCCAGGGCUCACUGGUCUUUUUGUGAGCUAUGCAUCACAAAUUACUGGUAUUCUCAACAUGUUGGUUCGAUCAGUGACCGAUGUAGAAAUUAAUAUCGUCGCAGUUGAACGUUGUCUUGAAUAUACGAAAACGGAACAAGAAGCUCCUGACAUAAUUGAGUCUAAUCGACCUCAACCGAAUUGGCCUGACAAAGGAGAGGUCAUUUUCAGAGACUAUAAUACAAGAUAUCGAGACGAUCUUGAUCCUGUAUUGGUAAAUAUUUCUCUGACCAUAAAUCCAAACGAAAAGAUUGGUAUCGUUGGACGAACCGGUGCUGGAAAAUCAUCUCUGACUUUAGCAGUUUUCAGACUAAUCGAAUCGAUUUCAGGUCAAAUUAUAAUCGAUAAUAUGGACAUUUCCAAACUUGGACUACAUGAUCUGCGCUCCCGAAUAACUGUUAUCCCUCAGGAUCCAGUUCUUUUCUCUGGUAACUUUAGAAGAAACUUCGACCCAUUGGAGCAACACACUGAUGUGGAGAUUUGGAACGCACUUGAACAAGCUCAUUUGAAGAAAUUCGUUUCGAGCUUGGAGACUGGUUUAGACUAUGAAAUUGUCGAAGGAGGUGAAAAUCUAAGUGUUGGCCAAAGACAAUUGGUCUGUUUAACUCGAGCGCUACUUCGUAAGACAAAGAUUUUGGUUCUCGAUGAAGCGACCGCCGCUGUAGAUGUAGAAACUGAUGAACUUAUUCAGAAAACAAUCAGAACUGAAUUUGCUGAUUGUACAAUUAUCACAAUCGCUCAUCGACUAAACACCAUCAUGGAUUAUGAUAGAAUUCUAGUUCUUGAUCAAGGAAAGAUAAAGGAAUUCGAUUCUCCAAGUAAUCUACUUGCUAAUGAUAAAUCAGUUUUCUAUUCGAUGGUCAAAGAAUCAAAUUUACUUAAUCAACAAACAACCGGUUGAAAUUAAAACACUAAAUUUAUGUAGAAAUCAAUAAAAAAAACUAUCCAUAAACCAAUUGACAAAAUACUGAAGCAAAUUUCAGAAAAUUAAA